AUGCCCAACCUCCCUCCGUACCAAUAUACCGGCCCGGUAGACUGCACGAUCCCACCGGACCCAAGCAAGCUCAAGGGGAAGAGCGUUAUCGUAACAGGGGGCGCCAAUGGCAUGGGCGAGACAACCGUCCGCGAGUUCGCAGCAGCCGGCGCCUUCGUUACCAUUGCAGAUCUAAAUGUCGAGCGCGGCGAACAAGUCGCGAGGGAACUCGCCCCAAACGCGCAAUUCGUGAAAUGUAACAUCGUAAACUGGGACGAACAAGUCCAAGUUUUCGAAGCAGCAAUCGCAAACUCACCACACAAAAGCUGCGACAUUGUCAUUGCGAAUGCGGGCAUUAGUCGUGCCAGUGGGGAUUCGUUGUGGCCGCUUGACGAUGUAAAUGCACCACCGGUAAAACCGACCCUGAGCAUUGUCGACGUGAACCUCACAGGGACACUGUAUACAUGGAAACUAGCGGUUCAUUACUUCCGCAAGCAGCCUGAUACCGAGGACAGGGAUAGGUGUUUUAUUAUCACGGGGAGUAUGGUUGCGUGGAUUGACUCUCCGGCAAACUGGCAAUACACCUGCACGAAAUACGCACUCCGGGGGCUGAUGAGGGUGGCGAGGCGGAACUCCUGGGAGCAGGGAGUCAGGAUUAACUAUGUGGCACCUUGCUACAUCAAAAGCGCCAUCCGCAGCCCAGUAUACGAAGCCGAGCUCAUCGGCAAAGGCGUCGAGUUCGCACCCCAGGAAGACGUCGCGAAAUGUUUUAUGCGAAUUGCGACGGAUCGGACUAUGAAUGGUCACUCGUUGAUGAUUACGCCGGCGUCUAUUGCGAAGGAGGGAUUUAAGGAUGUAGAUAUGGACGACCACACUGAAGGGUACUUUAAGGAUACGCAGGAGCUGCAGUUGAGGAUUAUUGAGGAUCAGUGGGUGGAGGGCUGGAGUAAGGGGAGGACACCGGAGGGAGGGCUUAAGUCUUGAUGUCUAGGUAGGCUACAGAGCUG
Molecule: messenger RNA, 986 nt
Organism: Aspergillus caelatus
Lineage: Eukaryota; Fungi; Ascomycota; Eurotiomycetes; Eurotiales; Aspergillaceae
Exons: 8
Coding region: 1-963 (320 amino acids)
Molecular function (GO): oxidoreductase activity
Source: RefSeq, a predicted model, not a curated record